AGAACCGCAACAACAACAAUGAAAACAAAUAAAGUGGUGAUUUUACGCCAUGGCGAAAGUGAAUUCAAUAAAUUGAAUCUAUUCUGCGGUUGGCAUGAUGCUCCACUGACGGAAAAAGGUAUCGAAGAUGCCACAAAAAUCGCCGUAGCUGGUCUACGACAACAUCAGAUGCAAUUCGACAUCAUCUACACCUCUCUCCUGCAGCGUGCCCACCAAACUGUCGAUGUUAUACGAGAGAAUUUGAAAUACAACGAUGUUCCCGUGAUCUAUGACUGGCGUUUAAAUGAGCGACAUUAUGGCAAUCUGACAGGGUUCAAUAAACGUCAAGUGGCCAAUAAAUAUGGUGAAGAGAAAGUACAAAUUUGGCGUCGUUCAUUCGAUGUACUGCCCCCCGAAAUUACUCCCGAAAAUCCCUACUAUGCCAAAAUACGUAACAAUCCCAAAUUUAAAGAUAUACCAAAGGACAAAUUUCCCGAUACGGAAUCAUUGAAAACGUUGAUGCUGCGGGCCAUACCCCUUUGGGAACAGGAAAUAAUGCCAAAAGUUUUAAGCGGUCAGAGGGUGCUGGUUGUGGCUCAUGGUACUGUGGUGCGGGCCUUAAUGAAAUACAUUGAAAGUAUAUCCGAUGACAAUAUCAUGAAAGUGAAUAUACCCAAUAGCGUACCGUGUGUUUUCGAAUAUGACAUGGUGACCGGUCAACGUGUGGGUAAUAUUCAAUAUCUGGCCGAUGCCGAUUAUGUUAAGAAGGAAACAGAAAAAGUGGCCGCAAUUGGAAAUUAAAUUUCUUGUAUGACUGAUUUACGAUAC
Molecule: messenger RNA, 807 nt
Organism: Musca vetustissima
Lineage: Eukaryota; Metazoa; Arthropoda; Insecta; Diptera; Muscidae
Product: phosphoglycerate mutase 2-like
Exons: 4
Coding region: 19-780 (253 amino acids)
Biological process (GO): glycolytic process
Molecular function (GO): intramolecular phosphotransferase activity
Source: RefSeq, a predicted model, not a curated record